Messenger RNA from Xyrauchen texanus (razorback sucker), 761 nucleotides. Its product is annotated as E3 ubiquitin-protein ligase TRIM35-like. The transcript has 4 exons. Lineage: Eukaryota; Metazoa; Chordata; Actinopteri; Cypriniformes; Catostomidae. The coding region runs from base 1 to 522 and encodes 173 amino acids. The record is from RefSeq and is a predicted model, not a curated record.
AUGAAUGAUGAGACACUCUUGAGUUUGCCCAGCACUGAAGAGGCCUCAUGUAUUAAUGAGGAGUUUAAGAAACUUCACCAGUUUCUACAUGAUGAAGAGGCAGCCAGAAUAACAGCACUGAGAGAGGAAGAGGAGCAGAUGGCAGCUGAAGAUCUUUCAUUUCUACAGAACUUUACGAGCACAAUGAGAAGAGCCCAGGUUACACCAGCAGAUCCAGAGAUCAUUUCAGGAGUUCUGAUCAAUGUCCCAAAACAUCUGAGCAACCUGAAGUUCACUGUGAUACAGAAGAUGCAGGAAAACGUUGAAUACACUCCAGUGACUUUGGACCCAAACACUGCUGACUGUAAUCUCAUCGUGUCUGAUGAUCUGAUCAGUGUGAGAGUCAGUGAAGAGAAACAGCUGCUUCCUGAUAAUACUGAGAGAUUUGACGAUUUGUGUGUUUUGGGAUCAGAGGGUUUGUCAUAUUGUGUUUCAUCAUUUAUAGAAUCCAGUUCUGUUUUCAGCUACAAUCAGGGCCAGUAAUUUAUAAUCAUUGGUUAAAAAGUAUAUCGGGUGCCAAUUCUCAGUGUAGAGUUUGUCUCUUCUUUUGGGGGAAUCAACAUAAUAAUCCCUCUCUUAAAGUCUGUGGAAGACAUUGUUUUUUUCAAGACUUUCAGCAAAUACUUCCAAUAGGAAUGGGGCCAAAUCUUUGGAAAAUAAUUGAACAAAUUCUGAUGUUAAUUUAUACUGUACAUACACACUUGGGACUUUUAAACUGAUUG